This is a messenger RNA of Fusarium odoratissimum NRRL 54006, 318 nucleotides long. RefSeq lists its product as uncharacterized. The record is from RefSeq and is a predicted model, not a curated record. Bases 1 to 318 code for a protein of 105 amino acids. The transcript has 2 exons. NCBI's taxonomy places the organism in Eukaryota, Fungi, Ascomycota, Sordariomycetes, Hypocreales, Nectriaceae.
AUGCAGGAGACGUGCCUAACCGCGUCAACUGUCCGUCUUGUUUCCAUGAUCAUCGAGAUCUACGACCAGAAUAACCCCAGUCCCGUCCUCCGUCUGCGCGACUCAGGGCUGGAUAUUCCCGUCACUGUGGGACCUCGUGAUCCUGGUCUUAGCCGUGUUACAGAGGUUCUAGAGCGGCCAUGGCCAGGAGAGAGCUCUUGGCCCAGCGGAUUCAAGGCCUGGAGAGGCACCAAUGUUGUCAUAAGUCGAUUUCUUUGUCUCGUUGGACCGGAAAAACGGCCUUUCUCUUGGCGUCAUUUUGCUUGCCUUGGUGGCUAG